GGAGCGCCCCGGGGACGCGGCCCGCGCGGCACCGCCGGUGCCCGGCGCUGCCGGCCGCCAUGGGGGAACAACCUAUCUUCAGCACCCGAGCUCAUGUCUUCCAGAUUGACCCGAACACUAAGAAGAACUGGGUUCCCACCAGCAAGCAUGCUGUUACUGUGUCCUACUUCUAUGACAGCACAAGAAAUGUCUACAGGAUAAUCAGUUUGGAUGGCUCAAAGGCAAUAAUAAACAGCACUAUCACCCCCAACAUGACAUUUACUAAAACAUCCCAGAAGUUUGGCCAAUGGGCAGACAGCAGGGCAAAUACAGUCUAUGGCUUGGGAUUUUCAUCUGAGCAUCAUCUUUCAAAAUUUGCGGAAAAAUUCCAGGAAUUCAAAGAAGCCGCACGGCUAGCAAAGGAAAAAUCACAAGAAAAGAUGGAGCUGACAAGUACACCCUCUCAAGAAUCGGCUGGAGGGGAUAUUCAGUCUCCUUUAACGCCAGAAAGCAUUAACGGGACAGAUGACGAGAGAGCUACGCCAGAAGUGACACAGAAUUCAGAGCCAAGGGCUGAACCAACCCAGAAUGCAUUGCCAUUUACCCAUAGUUCGACAAUCAGCAAGCACUGGGAGGCAGAACUGGCCACGCUCAAGGGUAAUAAUGCUAAGCUCACAGCAGCCCUGCUGGAGUCCACUGCCAAUGUAAAACAAUGGAAACAACAGCUUGCUGCAUAUCAGGAGGAAGCAGAACGUCUUCAUAAGCGCGUGACUGAGCUAGAGUGUGUGAGCAGUCAAGCCAAUGCAGUCCACACACAUAAAACAGAAUUAAACCAGACAAUACAGGAAUUAGAAUCUACACUGAAGAAGAAAGAAGAGGAAAUCGAAAGAUUGAAACAAGAAAUUGACAAUGCCAGAGAACUCCAGGCACAGAGGGAUUCUUUGACCCAGAAGUUACAGGAAGUAGAAAUUCGAAACAAAGACCUGGAAGGCCAGCUGUCUGACCUAGAGCAACGUCUGGAGAAAAGUCAGAAUGAGCAAGAAGCUUUUCGCAAUAACUUGAAGACACUUUUAGAAAUUCUUGACGGAAAAAUAUUUGAACUAACAGAAUUACGAGAUAACUUGGCCAAGCUAAUAGAAUGCAGCUAAAGAAAAUGGGAUUUCAGUGCCAAUCAGCUUAAAGAUGCACUGUCUCUCUUCGUAGGACUUUGUUGGGCUCUGCAUCAAAGUUGCACAAAAUUAGAAAUGCUCCUCUGAGAGGGUUUGUUUUAAAUUUGAGUCAUAUUUCAAUGUAAAAUUCAGAACUCAGCUUGUAGCUAGCUGAAGACAAAAAAAGAAACAACAAAAAGCUUGAAUUACAAAUUACCUCCUUGUACUUUAUUGGCCAUAGAUAACUUGAAUGGUAUUAACACUAAUUGAAUGCAAUCCUUUUCUAAUUAUCAGUGAUAGAAGAAUUACCAGUGUCCCAGAUACAUCUGUUUUUUGUGACAGACACAAUAUAGGCUAUCUUCUCUUUUAUUUAUUUAAUAUAUUUAAUUGCUAUGUUUUGUGCAAGAACUUACUGAUGACAGCCCUGUAUUUUGUUGUUAAUAAUUUCUCAGGAUUCUUUGCGCUGUGGAAAAACAGUGCCACUACCAAUUUAUUCUUGCCAGGAGUGAGAGAAAGUUGCAUCUUUAAUUGAAACAAAGUUCCUAAUUGCUUGUGCGAAGUUAUUCUUUUUGGGUAUUUCAGUUGGUUGGUCAGCUGGUUUUUGUUUGUUUGUUUGUUUUUUUAAUCUAUAUAUAUACUGGGAUAUACCGUAUUUCUUUAUGGAGCUUACUCUGGUGUUCUACAAUAUUGUCCACUGUAAGGUUUACAUUAUCAUAUGAAUUCCUUGUAAUUACAGUGAAAUACUAUUUCCACUAAAUCUGUAUGUUGAAGCCAACCGAUGAUGGCAGGUGAGUCCCCGAGGAAAAAAAGGAAAAAAGGAAAAAUGAGAAUUUUAAAUGUAAGAUUUGACAUGCACAGAUAACGAGGAGCAGCUGGUCAUUUGCUGUCUGGCCUUGCUACAUAUUUCAAAUACCUAUGUCAAAUUAACUGUUAGCCUGUUCUGCAGGAGACUUUCUCAGAAUGUCACAUGAAUUUCAGAUUUUGUGAAUAAUGGCUUAUGGGGAGCAAUAUUUAUUAGGACUGCAUUAAGGGCAAGAGAUGUUGCAAGGGACUACUUGGACACUGAAAUUGUCCAGCCAAGAAGGGUGUUUGUAAAAUUUUUGCUGUCACAACAAGUUGAAAUGGAGACAUGUUUACUCUUUUAUGGGUCUUCAUAUCACAUCCUUAUUGAAACAACACCAGGCAGUGUUCACAACUGCUAACAAAAAGCUUAAAAACAGGAGAAAAUUGAAUCUUUAUCCUCAAUGAGCAGGUUUUAAAGUCGUUUUGAGGAAGUUUUAACAGACUUUUGGCAACCACACAUUUCUUUAUACAAUAGAUUUACUUAAAAAAAACCAACAACAACAAAAACCAACUCCGAAAGGUAAGCCAAGUGUGACGUGUCUUGCUUCAAAGUACAUUCUUGCCAUAAACUAAUUGCUUAUGAUUUUGAAGAGGGCUUUUUUAAAAUGUAUGAAUGAGUGUCAGACUUCAGAGUUGAAAGAUGCACUGUUUGCUCCCCAGGUUUGUUUGAAUGUUAAACAUGAAAUCUAGCUGCUUAUAAAUUUGUACAACAUAAUUUUCUCCACUUAGAGACUGCUACUGAAAACUAGGAAAGAUAAGUUUGUUUUUGUGUGUAUUGUAUGUAAAUACCAUACAAUACACACAGGUUAUUUAUAUUAGAAAUACAUGCUUUAUUUCUAAAAUACGUUUUUUUUCUCUUUACCAGUGAUUUAUCAGGUGUCCCCUGACUAGUCAGGAAAGUGGUUUAGGUCAAAUGCUAAACCAUCAUGUAUUAUACUGUAUGUAAUGUACACAAUGUUUAAGUUUUAUCCAUAUUUUUAGGGUAUUUUCUCACCUAUUUUCUUUAUUGAUGGGGUAGAGGAGCUUGACUCAGUGUGCUACUGGUUGAAAACUUUGUGGUGAGCUACAUGUUUUUCUUUCAGUGAUUUUAGGCAGUGAUGUGUACAUCUUCAUCAGGUCCACGCGAGCAAAUAUCACAAGAUUUCAAUUUAACUGGGGAUGUUUGGGCCCGAUUUUCCUGUCACUUGUGCUGCUGUAAACCAGAUGCGUCCCUGAUGUGGUGUCAGCAGUGUUUAGCUGGCAUAACAUUGGAGGAAAUGCAAGGAGAAUCUGGCCCGUUAAUUACUGCUCAGUGGACAUAAUAAGGAUGAAGAAAGAAUAAAAACAUUAGAAACUUGAUGAUGGAAUAAAUGUAAUAUUAUUUUUAAUGAUAUUAUUAUUGACAUUUUUAAAGAUAUGAUGUCAUUUACAUGUGGGAAAAUAGUGGACAGAAAUACUUCCACUUAAAUUUUGUGAAUAUGUGUGGUACAUGAGUAUUUCUAUGUAUACGUACACACACAUAUGUAUAUAAAGAACAUGAAAAAAUUUAGAUGUGCACAUUUUUAAUAUUUUCCUAUUGAAAUUAAAUUUUAAAUUGGAAAUUGAUAUUUGAGAAUUUCUUUUCUCAUUCAGUAGAUAUGCUUCAUUUCAUUUUUUACAAUUACUGAGGGCUGCACCUUUGAAUUCCCAAGCAGUUGUCAAACAUGAAAUGGGAUAAGGUAGACUUACGUGCACAUAUAAAUAAAAUCUGAAUGCUAUGAGUAUUUUUAAUGUUUAUUUACAAUAGGUGGGUGUUUAGAGUUUGAAACCUGAAGUUCAUUCAUAGGUGGUUAUGCCUACUGUAGCCUCUCCAAUUCUGUUUCAAGAUAAUAGUUUGCUUCUUUGAAACAUGACUUUUCCCAGAUACAGAUAUUAUGAAUUGUAUCUAUCUUUGAUGAAACUGUGGGAAUGUGUGUACCUGAAAACACUGUUGAGUACUGCAGGUUGAAAAACAACAUGAUCUUGUGUAGGAGAGGCGAGCAGCCACAUUGCGUAGACUUUGUUAAAUGGCAACUGUAGUCUUGUUUAAAAAAAAAAAAAGAAAAAAAAAAAGAGCAACAAGAAUUACAGUGAGAAAAAACAAGCAACUGAUAAACAUCUAACAAAAACUGAAGAAAAAUCAGAAAUACAGCUUUUAUUUUGAAAUACACUUGCUGUUCUCUGGAGAAUGUACUUUUACUCUUUAUUUUUUUCCUUAUAUCUUUUCAAGUAUGUGCAAGUGAUAGCAGCAGCUACCUUAAUCUUUCAGGUGCUACUGGAUUUUGCAUUAGCGUGUUAUGUUGUGAAAUCCUGACUCUGACAUAAAAGAUUUUUGUAAGUAUAUUCCCGUCCAGAUAGUUGGUUUUUGGAGUGUCUUGUUCAUAAUCCAUAUGCCUCAAUGAUCCAGAAAUCGCAUUUUUCUAUGUGCACAAAGUAAAAUGUGUGAAUUAAUGUCUGUUACAGACUGGGGAUUCCUUUUCCUGGCUAAUAUACCAGGAAAGAGGCAAACAAAAUGAACUGAUAAUGCAGAAAUAUUGUUAUAAAGUCUCUACGAAAAUACAUUUUCAGGUAAAAUAUAAUAAAGGGCUAAAACAGAUGUAACACAAACAAGUAUCGUCUAAUGCUAUUGGUGGCAUUCUGAGGGUAAUUCCUUCACCAAAACCCUGCAGGAGUGAGCAAUGCGUCAAUUAAAAUGAAUAUUUUGGGAUGCGUCUUGUCAGUUGUGGAAGGUUUCUGUUUUCUGCUCUGUUUUCUACAGGUUAGGGACUGACUCCAGGCUCCCCUGCAGCGAGGGGCUGAACCUUACUUUGUUUCGUUGCCGUUCAUGUUCUGUACCAAAGUGGCUGUGAGCAGUGCCCCGUGAGCACCUCGUUCAUGAGGAGCUUAGUUUCAAAGGCAAAAGGAGAAAAUCUUUGUCGGAAAUACAGCAUGGGGAGGGAAAUGGAAAAAUGGCACGGAGCUUAAUUCUCUGCGCAACCGGGUGUCAACAAAGGCGCUUGAUUGGUCUGGUUGAUGAGAAAACCUUGGAUCUUGAGGCCAAAUAUCAGUAGAGAUUAGGUCUGGGGGCUGACAGGGGGUCAAAAAAAAGCAUGAAGAAUCUGCAGCCAAGCAUGUGCGGUCUCAGUAGCUGAACAUGCCAGCUGAAGUGCGCGGCUUUACACCCAUGUGUUUUCGGGAAAUGAACCUGGCUCUGCAAAGCAAUGCCCAGACUGUCGUUUACAUUUUCUUAACAAUGCUGCAUACGUGCACUACCUCUGAAUGGUGCUAAGCAGAGAACAUACCACAGAAUAAUGGGUAUUUCCUAAAACCUGUGUUUUUCUUUACACAAUUAGUUUCUUGGCUUACUCCAGUUGCUCCUGACAAGUAUGACGGAUUUCACCUUGUGUUAAGUGUUUGAGAGCAAGCAGCAGUGCUGGCUAGCCCCUGGUGUCAGCCCGUGGUGCCGCAGCUCCUGACUCACCUCCUGGGUCUCACAGCCUCUCUUGCAGCUGUAGGUUCUGCCUUUGCAGCUCAUCCUAGGACCAAAGAAACCAGAGCAGUUUAUUCCCACUUUCUCCCCCUGCCUACUCUUGCACACACUCAGAUCAGCAUUACAUCCCAUAGCCUGUGGCAUUUUUAAAUGCUGGCUGUUAUGCUGGCAACUACUGGAAGGGGGAGGAACAAAGAUGUUAGAGCUUUUGGGGGAAAAAAGUGUAUAGGUGUCAAAAGGAUUUGCUUAUGUGGCACCACCAGCUGUGAGAUAGGUGAGAACAUCUUGCAUAGCAGAGAACAGAGGACCUGCUGAGCACAUCUGUCUUGCCCCAAAACUGCUGCAGGCUCAUCAAAGUCAGCAUUAGAGUUGUGCUUUGUAACAAAAGCCAAAAUCCCUGCAGUCUGCAAAACCCAUUCCUGCCUUUCUUUUACUUCCACUAGCCCAAGGAUCGGCACCGGUGUUAGUCAUGGCAGUGACUGAAGGCCCUUCCUGCUUUCCUGCCAUCAGCUCCAUCCAUCUGUGGUGUGCAACAGUUCUCUUUCUGUAGCUGUGAGUAGUUUUGGCCGCAUGGAUUCUUGCUCUGGGGUUUUCCCCUGCUCCCACCCUUGUCUCAUUGCACUGCGGGCCCCAGCAGUGGCAGGUGCUCCUGAUCCCUUGGGCUGAGAACAGCCACCUAGAGGUGUUCUUGGAGAAAGCUCGUGUUUCUGUGCAUAGUAACUCAGAAGAGGAGAAGUUAUUUCCCAGCUGAUCACCAAGACUGUCAUGAGCAGCACACACCCACCCCAGUGCUAAGGGAAGAGAAGAUUCACAGUGACACAGUACAUUUAAGUACAGUCUGCCUGUGUGGAGUCCCCCAUUUGAGUUACAUUCAGUGUGAGAUUAUAGAAUUUGCAAGUGAAGUUUUUCAAGGAGGGAAAAAGCCCUUAGAGUUCUUCAACUUUGGAUUGUGUUUUGUUAAAUGGUGACUUGUAUUUUCUUUAAACAAAAUGCAAGGAAAAGGGGGAGCGAAACUGACUUUGCAAAAGAGACAUCACAGCCUCUAAUCAGUAGGUGGGAAUGUAAGAGAUGAAUUUUCUCUGUAGCUGAAUGUACUGCUCUUUUAUGAAUCUGGCAGCAGUUGUUUGCCAGGAUCUACAGCGAUAGGAAUGGGAAACACGGUGUGAAUGCAGCGAGGCUCUGCCUUGCAGUGGGUGUGAGCUGCUGGGCGGCAGCGUGCAGCUGAGCAGGAUGGGUCCUGCAGGCACAAGCAUCCCCUGCAGCCUUGGCAGGAUUCCAGGGGUGCUUGCCGUCUGCCCAAGGUGGUGGUGGUCCUGGUGGUCCCAGAUACACAUUGCUACUCCUGGAGCCCUUUUGCUCCACGUUGUUGGCAUGCAGGGCGACAAAUGGAGGGGAAUUCUGGUGUGCAACUCUGAGAGCAAGAGAACUAUUGCUGGUUUGAGACAAGCACUUCCUCCCCAACUCUUUGAAAGAAAUUACGAAGGCCAUUUGUGUGUGUGUGUGUGUGGUUUCUGUUAUCAUUGGAACCUACAUGCCCUAAAUUUCCUUUAAUUUUUCUGUUUUUAUUAUAUUUUACAUUUUUUGCAUUAAUGUUAUUUCCACAAAUGCAAACUUAGAGUCAUACAGAAGGCAGAUUGGUGUGCAUAUGGGGCAGCAUUGGUUGUCCUUGGACAUUGCUGAGUCCUGAGGAGCUGGAAAGUUAUGGAAGUGGGGAGGAGAGCAACAACGAAACACCGGGCAUGCUGUAAGAGGUGCUGUAAAAGCACGAAAAGCUCACAGAGAGCACCUGUGUGGGGAUGGGCAUCAGGUUGGAUCCGCACUGGCACGGUGGGCAGGCAGUGAUCUGUGCUGUGAAUCUGUGCUGAAAUCAGCACAGUUUGGCCAAAUUGUAGCUAUGAUGCUCUAACAAGGGGGCUGUGUACCCAAAACAUGAACAAAAUCGAACAAGGAGCCAGGGCACCAUGGGGCACGCAAUCAGCUCAUUAGUGAGUGCUGUGCACACAGAGACCCAUCCAUACCAUCCCUAUGUAUGGGAUGAAGUGGCAGUAGGCUCAUCUGCCUCUGAAUAGCCAUAGGGUGGCCGUGGAGUUUGUCAGUCCCUCUUCUGAUGUGCUGCACCAGGAGAAGGAGGCAGUGCUUGAGGAACUGCCCUGGUAGGAAGAGUUGGGAAAUGCUGCUGCUGCUUGCCAAGCUGGCAGCCAUGAUGACUGUGUUCCAAGGAUCAGGCCCUCAUUAUACUGAGUGACUUGGCAGAUACAAGAAAUUGCAACUGUAUUUCUGCGUAUUUACAGGAUAUUUUUUUAAGGCAACUCAUUAUUUGCCAGUGAGGGGUUGAGGGGAUAAUGGAAAGAAAAAGAACUCUGAGGGAACAGGUAGGUCCCUUCUGCACGCUGAACUCUAAAGGGUGCAGGAUUGAAGUUCUGCAUUCAGUUUAAACAAGCUGGUACGGGCAGUGCCCAUGGCCACUUAUUCAGGAGCAUCCCUGAAACUUGGCAGCCUGUGAGGACAUUCUGAAGGCAGUUGGUGCACCCAGUGUGGGGAUGACCUGCUGGUGACAGGAACAGCACACAGGUUCACCCCAAACUGCUGAUGGUGCAGCCUUGACAAAUGCUGGUUGGGUAUCUGUGCGACAUUUCUUACUGCAAAUUGAGACUUGAAGGUCUGUUUUUCUGUGAAUUACGACCAAGUAUUGACUUGAGACCAUAACUGGCUUUUAGAUAUAAGAUAGGACUGUUUGCAAAUCCGAGCAAAGCAUGUCCUGGCAGGCAACCUCCAGCUGCUUUCCCCUGAACGCAGCAUGAGCAGACACAGUGGUCUUUUUAAAGUGACAAAAUUUCAUACUCUAAACAGAGAUUUGCCCUAUCAAGCAUAACUAGUUUUACCUCUGGCAUCACUCAGAACACACACGUGCUGACUGGCUCCACCAGCAACGUGCACAGCGCUUCUCUCGGCCCCAUCUGCCACCACACACCCUGGAGGAGGUGGCCAACAGCUCAGCCCAACAGCGUGAAGGCGAGCAGAGGAGUGGGAUGGCAGGUGUGUGAGAGGGCUGCUGCGGGCGGGUGAGAAUGGCUUGUUGGUGUGGAGAUACGGGCGGGACGAGGAGCAGCUGGCUGGCGGUUCUGCUCGGGCACUGCUGGCCCUCGGCCUCUUGGCUCUGUGCUGAUGGUUGGAGUCUGUGACCUCGACCAGGAGAAGCCCUCAGGCAAACGCAGACGUAUGUGCUCCUGCAGCAAGGGGGUAGGCUGUGCAGUUUAUUUAUAAUGUCUAUUCAAGACCCUUUUCGGUUUUUUUAACAUGCCUUUAAGAGCUGGGUGCGGUGUGGAGGGCUUGUCUAACUGUUUUUUGUGGGUCUCCGUCUUCUCCAGAUGUCAGUUUGCUCACAGCAAGCAAGGGGGUGGGAAAAGAAUGGCCACUGCCUCAUAGUGCUUCACAUUACGUCAGUUCAUACAGCAUCUGUCGUGUCUACACUGUGUGGGUAACAUGCAUGGCAGUUCAAGCAUGCGCUGAUGACUUUGUACACUCAGAGCUCAGAUACAUUCCUGCUGGAAUUUAAUGGGGAUUGAAAUAAAAUAUGAAGAAAAAGUGUAGCCAAUAUAAA
Molecule: messenger RNA, 9037 nt
Organism: Tympanuchus pallidicinctus (lesser prairie-chicken)
Lineage: Eukaryota; Metazoa; Chordata; Aves; Galliformes; Phasianidae
Gene: HOMER1
Product: homer scaffold protein 1
Exons: 9
Coding region: 60-1127 (355 amino acids)
Biological process (GO): regulation of store-operated calcium entry; G protein-coupled glutamate receptor signaling pathway
Cellular component (GO): dendrite; postsynaptic density; plasma membrane
Molecular function (GO): G protein-coupled glutamate receptor binding
Source: RefSeq, a predicted model, not a curated record